Messenger RNA from Rotaria sordida, 237 nucleotides. The record is from the annotation of a GenBank genome assembly. Lineage: Eukaryota; Metazoa; Rotifera; Eurotatoria; Philodinida; Philodinidae.
AUGAACCAAGCUACUAUUGAUGGACGUACAACACAACUAAGAAAACCUUACUGGCUCCAUUCAAAUAAUGGUUACAAUCUUGGUGAUUCAUUUCAUCAGAAUCCUGAACGAAAACGACAAGCUGGUUGGGGUAAACGAAAUUAUUUUACAGCCGAAGAUGAUAAUGAUGAUAUUCUACUUCAUCAUAUAUAUGGUUCACAUGGUGAUUUGGCUCAUAACUGGUUUGAUGAUCAAUGA